AUGUCGCGACGGUCACGAGGCAGCAACACUUGGGAGGUGCGUGCAUCGACGUUGGCUCGCAAUACCCAUAACUUGAUUAGGGACAUCGUCGAGAACCUUCAGGUUGAGCCGAAUCCUAACAAGCCGCUUAUUGCAUUAUCAGUGGGUGAUCCAACAACUUUUGGAAAUCUCAAUCCUCCAGAACAGGUGAUACAAGCAGUCAGAGACAGUGUUGAAUGGCUUAGCAGUCGGAGCUAUGGUCCUGCUAAGGGUCACUUGGAGGCAAGACAAGCAGUAGCACAGUACAGCGCCCACCAAGGGCCUAUUUCGCCAGAUGAUGUAAUUCUAUGCAGCGGAUGCUCACAUGCCAUAGAGCUUGCUAUCACUGUGAUUGCAGACUCUGGUCAAAAUAUACUCGUUCCCCGUCCAGGAUUUAUGAUAUACAAGACAGUGACUGAAGGGUUAGGAAUAAAUGUGAAAUACUACCGUUUAUUGCCUGAACAACAAUGGAAAAUAGAUUUAGAAGACUUAGAGCACCAAAUAGAUGAGGAUACAGCGGCAAUAGUGAUUACCAAUCCUUCAAAUCCUUGUGGAUCAGUGUAUGAUAAAGAGCACCUGUACGAGAUAUUAGACAUUGCAGCCAGAAAUCACGUGCCGAUCGUUGCUGAUGAAAUAUAUGAGCAUUUUGUGUUUUCUAACAAUGAAUUUUUUGCCUUAUCCGCACUUUCAAAAGAUGUACCAAUACUCACUUGUAGCGGUCUCACAAAGAGGUUCUUAGUGCCUGGAUGGCGUGUGGGCUGGGUGAUCAUCCACGACAGACAUAACAUCUUUGGAACCGAAGUUCGUAAAGGCUUAUCGAAUUUGGCUACAAAAAUUCUAGGGCCAAAUACCUUAGUACAGAGAGCUUUGCCUACCAUAUUGUCAUGUACUCCGCAAAGCUUUUUCGAUGAUGUCGUGUUCUUUAUAGAGAAACAAGCGAAGUUAGCUUAUGAAGAGCUAAGAUGUGCUCCUGGAUUACGUCCAAUAAUGCCUCAAGGAGCUAUGUAUAUGAUGGUUGAAAUCAAAAUGUCUUUAUUUCCAACAUUUAAAAAUGAGUUACAAUUUGUGGAGCGUAUGGUCGCCGAGCAAUCAGUAUUCUGCCUUCCAGGACAGUGUUUCGAAUACCCCAACUACAUGCGACUGGUGUUGACCGUACCAGAAGAUAUAAUGCAAGAGGCUUGCAAACGAAUCGUUACUUUUUGUCAACAUCACAUCGUAUCCAGGGAAUGUUUGAAGGAAAUUGACAGCAAUAUUGUACAGGUGGUUGAAUAA
Arctia plantaginis is the source of this 1290-nucleotide messenger RNA. NCBI's taxonomy places the organism in Eukaryota, Metazoa, Arthropoda, Insecta, Lepidoptera, Erebidae. The record is from the annotation of a GenBank genome assembly.